Messenger RNA from Papaver somniferum (opium poppy), 1608 nucleotides. RefSeq lists its product as uncharacterized. The transcript has 2 exons. The record is from RefSeq and is a predicted model, not a curated record. Lineage: Eukaryota; Viridiplantae; Streptophyta; Magnoliopsida; Ranunculales; Papaveraceae. Bases 372 to 1349 code for a protein of 325 amino acids.
UAAUAAUGUACCGAUGUUUUUUACAUUCACGCAUAACAUACCUUUGGAACUUGUGUUCUUAGUCAUACAAGAUAGCAUUUCAGAGGUAUAUGAAGUCGGCAAAGAAGAGUUAAAAUACGGCACAGAGCCUCAACGUGCGACGUAAGUUCUGGCCAACGGCUGAGUUCUGGACAAAACUUUACCGGCAUAGGGCUGAAAAUUCAGCCCGCCUAAGAAGGAGGUGUAAAUUACGAAAACACCUCUUUUUUCAAUUAUCAACGUUACCCUGCUCCUCUCAGAAAACAUAUUCAAGAAUUUCUCCAUCAAAAAACAAAAAAGAGUUAAAGCUUUUCCAUUUCCCUUUCUCUGCUGCAAUUCGAAGAGAUUAGGCAAUGGCAUCGCUAUCUUCUCCGCCACCACAUAUAGUGACAACUCAUGUUUCUCGACUUCAGUUGUUAAAACUUGGAUCAUGGAAGGUACAGAAUCCUCGCCAUGGCCUCACCUUUCCCCAUAUGCGCCUGAAACAUUUUCCUAUUCUUAGCAACAAAAUGUCCUCUUGGGAGCCAUCUCCCUUCCCAUUUUCCCCCAAGGACGACGAAGGUAGGAACUUCCUAAAGGAACCUGAUAACACUUUUGAAUCUAUGGAUGUGAAAGAUAUGCUAAAAUCAUCGCUUUCUGAUGAUGAAGAUGUUGUAGAGGAGAAAUCCCAACCAUCUGUGCAACUUCAACCUCUUAAAUGGCCGAUGUGGCUUUUAGGGCCUUCGGUUGUUCUCGUUACAGGAAUGAUACCCACUUUAUGGUUACCGUUAUCCUCUGUAUUUCUUGGUGCAAAUACCGCCAGCUUACUGUCCUUGAUAGGGCUUGACAGUAUUUUCAAUACUGGUGCAAUCCUAUUUCUCCUCAUGGCGGAUGCAUGUGCUCGACCAAAAAACCCUACACAGAUGUUCAAUAGCCAGGCUCCUCUCAGUUACAAGUUCUGGAACGUACUUGCGAGCAUAGUCGGGUUUCUGAUACCUCUUCUGAUGUAUUUUGCUUCUCACAAAGACUUAAUUCAACCACAAGUAUCUUUCAUAUCGUUCUCUGUUCUACUUGGACCCUAUCUUCUUCUUUUAUCUAUACAAACGCUGACAGAGAUGCUGACCUGGCAUUGGAAAUCCCCCGUGUGGUUAGUGACCCCAAUUGUUUAUGAAGCAUAUCGAGUUCUGCAGUUGAUGAGGGGUUUAAGGUUGGGUGUGGAUAUUGGUGCACCUACUUGGAUUAUGGCGAGUAUGAAAGGAUUGGUUUCUUGGUGGAUACUGAUACUUUGUAUGCAGCUUAUGAGGGUAGCCUGGUUUGCUGGAUUUGCAGACCAAGCUCGACAACAAACUUGAAAUUAGAAUGAAAAUGCUUUUCUUCUAUUACUGUAGGUGUAAAAGGAUCUAGCCGUAAAAUUGAAUAAAUUGUGAAAUUGUAUAAGCUUGCAUGGUGUAUGAGUUAUACUCUUCUGUGUCGCCAAAAUGAUUUACUGUUACUGUAUAGUCAUCUGAUUUCCAUCAGUUUGAUAGCCUCUAAUUAAUUUCUUGUAAAUGAACAAGAAUUGUGUUCCUGCUGUGGGAGUAAAUUUGUUGAGGUGUUAUGAAAAAGUCUUUC